GUGCAAAGUGCCCCCGAGUCGUCAUGAUUUCUCGGGAGCCACACUUUGAGCAGCCUAAGAACUGGAAGACAAACAAAAGCGAAGCCUCCCUGGAGAUAAGGUCGAUCUUCGACAGUGCUUGGGAGAUUCUCAGAAAGGCAGAAAUGGCUGCGCUAAGACUUUCCAUGGCGCAUUAAGGAGGAGCAUGUGGGUUAUCACCCCUUCGUUCCCAGUCUUUUGGUUCCCCAAGGUCAAUCUUGCUUCCACCGCCGCCAGGUUCUCCUCCUGGCGAACUCUUCAACCAACUCGACGGUUUCUCCAAAACAGCAUGGUAGGUGACGAACUUUUCUGACCCUGGAACUCUUGCCCCGGGUGUCGUCGCCGUCUGUACGGUGAUGAUGGCGUCGGCUCUCGUCACCACAGGCGGCAGACUGUAUGCAAACAGAACACAACUGGCGUGGAGCGAUUACUGCUGUACGGCGGGACUCGGAUUCGCUGUCACGGAGACGAGCUUGAUGUUCUUCCAACUUCGUAUUGCGCGUCAUGCGUGGAAUAUCCCAGUUUGUUGGCUCCUCGGGGAUACUGUCAAAUUACGUUUUGGACGGUCGUUGAUUACGAUAAUGGCGACGUUAAUGGCCAAGACGUCGAUCUUCCUGCUGCUACACCAGAUUUUCACCCUUGAGCGCGGCAUGAUAAUCGCCAUCCGUAUCGGACUGGCGGCGACCUGUGCUGUUGCGAUGGUCAGCUUUGCCUCCCAGUGUUGGAACGACAUUCCGAGGGCAGGAGAGACCUGGGACGAUGUGGCAUUGAAAUUCGACCGCAUUAUAGUUUGGUCCCCAGCGACUUCAAUAAUGUAUCUCCUCCUAGAUCUGUACAUGUUCUUACUGCCACUCCCUGUUGUUGCUAGACUCAGCUGGCCAACAAAGAAGCGGCUCAAGGCGCUGGCAGUAUUCUCGACAGGUUUUCUGUAAGGGCGAACCAACUACCGGUUGUCGAGCGAGAGCAGUUGCUGAUGCAUUUAAUACAGGGCCGUCAUCGCCACAGCCGUAUCCCUGGUGUAUAGAAUC
This is a messenger RNA of Chaetomium fimeti, 1046 nucleotides long. RefSeq lists its product as uncharacterized. Lineage: Eukaryota; Fungi; Ascomycota; Sordariomycetes; Sordariales; Chaetomiaceae. The record is from RefSeq and is a predicted model, not a curated record. Bases 375 to 950 code for a protein of 191 amino acids. The transcript is spliced from 5 exons.